Molecule: messenger RNA, 891 nt
Organism: Centruroides sculpturatus (bark scorpion)
Lineage: Eukaryota; Metazoa; Arthropoda; Arachnida; Scorpiones; Buthidae
Exons: 3
Coding region: 72-524 (150 amino acids)
Source: RefSeq, a predicted model, not a curated record
AUAAGUAAUUAUAUAAUGUGUCAUUUCACUUAUUUUUGCAUCAUAUAUCGCAUGUUCCGUGCAUUAUAACAAUGUACAAAGUCGUUCUCAGUUGCGGAAUUUGUCUGAUUUUCAUCCACUGGGCUGUAGAUGGAAGCGGUAUAACCGAAGGAGUGUGUGGAGUGAACGAACUAUAUGUGGAAGCGGGUUGCGAAUCGUCUUGCAAAAAUUUACUCAAAGAGCCUUGUCUUGGACGACCGAAACAUCCCGGAUGCAUAUGUAAAGCUGGUUUAAUUAGAGAAGAAAGUACAAACCAUUGCAUUUCUAUAAAAGAAUGUGGUCAGCGUAUCUGUCAAGAACCGAAUAGAGAAUUAAAUUUAGAUGGACGAUUUACAGUUUGUACCGGGCCAGGCCAAGCUUAUACUGGACAUCCAUUCAGACCACAUCCCGUUUGUACAUGUAAGAGAGGAUUUGCUAGAAGUGGAGGCAUUUGUAUUCCAGUAUCUGAAUGCCAAGCACCACAAUUAAACAGAAAUUCUGAAUAAUUUACAUUUAAUUUCUUUUUAUAAAUAAGUAGUUCUGUUUCAAAUACAAAUAUCUAUUUUGUAUUAAUCGACAAUUAUAAAACGUUUCGAGUUAUGAAAUAUUUGGAUAUUUUAUCGAAUUAUUUUAACAAUUUGCUGAAUUUCUACACUUAAUUAUGUAAAAAAAAUAUGCCAAAUACAAAUAUAUAUAUGAAACACAUUUAAGUUUUGCAUAUAAUUAUUUAAAUGUGAUUAAACACUAUAGUUCUUGUAUUGCACGCUUAUUUAAGUAUGAAUUAUGCAAAUUACCCAAGCAAAAUUAAAGAAAUGUAAGCCUUCUUCUUCUCAGUAUUCUAAUGUAAAUAAAGUUACGAAAAUGAAUAAAACU